CGAAAUUGCAACUGCGCACGCUUCUGACUCAUAACCAACAAACAGUUGCUGUGAAAAUGUGUUAGAGUUGUAUGAACGUAUAAAUAAAUUUCUGAAUAUGCUACGUCUUCGUAGUACUAUCGAUUCGGAAAAAUUAAUCGAAGAAGUACAAAAGCGGCCGGCUUUAUACGACGGUAAAGCACCCGGAGACUUCGGCGCUAGAAAAGCGCUGUGGGAGGAAAUCGCCGAACAAGUGUUCGACACUGAGUGGACGACGUCCACAGCCAAGGAAAGAGAAGCCCUAGUCAAAGAAGUGCAGGCAAAAUGGAAAAACUUGCGGGACGGUUACAUGCGCGUCCGAAAGCAAGAAAUCCAGGACGAAACUACAGGCUAUGUAAAAUCGCGAAAAAAAUACGUUUUCUACGAUCAACUCUCAUUCCUCGAAUCUACGAUUAAGACACCACAAAAUCCAAAUGCGAUUUUCCUCCAAGAACGAAACGAAGACAGUCUGGACAACACAAGCCAAGAAAUGUGCGACUUUAACAACACAACAGCACGGGACGAACACUUGACGAAUAUCCUGCAGGAACUGGUCAAAAUGCAGAAGGAAGAACAAGCCGAUGACAAAAUGGGAAACAAGAAAUUCCUUCUGUCGCUUUUACCCUUUUUGGAAAGAUUACCAGACGAUGUUAACUUGGAAGUUCGGCUUCAAAUGAUGAGCGUUCUGCAGAAUUACAGCAAUGGGGAAAGUUUUAUGAAAGCACAAUAAUUCACAAAAUGCUGUUUUUAAUUAUUGUAAAAUGCUUAAUUAACCAUCGUUUUUACUGUUAAUAACGGCUUUCAGUGUGUUCAAAAUAAACGUUUUCAUUAA
This is a messenger RNA of Tribolium castaneum (red flour beetle), 850 nucleotides long. RefSeq lists its product as hypothetical. Gene Ontology annotation, biological process: regulation of transcription by RNA polymerase II. The coding region runs from base 98 to 748 and encodes 216 amino acids. Gene Ontology annotation, cellular component: nucleus; transcription regulator complex. The record is from RefSeq and is a predicted model, not a curated record. Gene Ontology annotation, molecular function: DNA binding. NCBI's taxonomy places the organism in Eukaryota, Metazoa, Arthropoda, Insecta, Coleoptera, Tenebrionidae. The transcript has 2 exons.